Messenger RNA from Adineta ricciae, 1242 nucleotides. The record is from the annotation of a GenBank genome assembly. Lineage: Eukaryota; Metazoa; Rotifera; Eurotatoria; Adinetida; Adinetidae.
AUGCCAAACGCUCGACAAGAAGCAAGUCUCACACAAAUUCGUCGACUACUUGCCCGUUGGGAUGAAGGUUCAACGAAAGUUCGUCGGCAAAUUCUAAGAGAUUUUAUUGAUUUGCAUAAAGCGAUCACAGAACCGGAACUUGAAAGUGAAUUUGCUCAAUCAGCGAGUUUAUUUUUUACACGUAUAACCUCUUGGUUACGUAUUACAUAUCUUUUUGGAACGUGUUUAAACGAACAAUUACGAGCACUUCGUGUUUUUCUUCAAUCAUCAACAGGAAAUAAAUAUUUAGGCGAAUUUCUUGAUGUUGGUGGUCUUUUCACUCUUCUCGAAGUUCUCAACGUCAAUCAAAUCAAAGAUGAAGAUAAACUACAAGCAUUGGACUUAUUGAAACUAAUCGCCGAUAACGGUCGAACAUACAAAGAACUGAUUUGUCAAUCAUAUGGUAUUCGAGCAAUAGCUGAAUGUAUGGCCAAAUCGAAUACAAGUGAAAGAACACAAAAAGCUGCUCAAGUUCUACUUGAUUCCUUAGCUUUGGGAAAUCCAAUCUAUAUUCAACAAGUUUACAAAGGUCUAAUCGCUAUUCUUUUAUCUACAUCACCAAAAGCACAAGAAUUAGCUGUCGCACUUCUUUGUAAACUUCAACCACAACUUGAAAAAGUCCAUGGAAGUUUACUCGAACCAGUUGUUAAUCUUCUUCAAUCAUAUCAUGCUGAAGUUCAAUAUCAAGCCAUCGAAUUGAUACAGAUUCUUAUGUCACAUAAAUGGAACAACGAAAAUACUGCUGCGGUUCUCGCUGAACAGUUAGUUCGAUGUUUGAGUGAAUCGUUGAAUCACGAGAAAGCAGACAUUGAUGAUGGAGAUGAAAAUACUGAUUUGAUUGAAUCGUUAAAAGGUGGUCCAAUGCCGAUAUACAUUCAACAAGCAGCGAUUUGUAAAUGUAUUCGUUUAUUAACCAAUCAACGGGAAAGAUUCUUACGAUUGAAUAUUGUUCAUUUACUUUUAUGUGUCAUGGGAAAUGAAUCAUAUCCCGAAAGUCAACGACAGGCUUCAUUAACUCUACAUGAAUUUGUAGAAAAAUAUUCGAUUGUGUAUGACAAAGUAUUGGAAGCACUUGGUGAACAAUUAUUCGAAAUAUUCUAUCGUGAUCCUGAUGGAUUUUACUCGGAGAUGAAUUCGAUUCAAGCUGAUGUUUGCCGAUCGAAUCGCGUUCAAAUGUCAUUUGAGAAUUCGACAUCGAAUUAA